Theileria equi strain WA is the source of this 1104-nucleotide messenger RNA. RefSeq lists its product as hypothetical. The transcript is spliced from 7 exons. The record is from RefSeq and is a predicted model, not a curated record. Gene Ontology annotation, cellular component: oligosaccharyltransferase complex; endoplasmic reticulum membrane. The coding region runs from base 54 to 923 and encodes 289 amino acids. Lineage: Eukaryota; Apicomplexa; Aconoidasida; Piroplasmida; Theileriidae.
UUGUUACCACGUUAAAUACGACUAUAAAUUCUUACAUUGACCUAAAUGCUUCCAUGAGCCUGUUUAUAGCCGGUCAAAAGAACUCGGCUACCACAAGACCUAAGCUCUUUGAUCAGCUUGGCAUAGACAUUCUUCCAAGUGAAACCAAGGAUUUUAAUACGGAGAGCAAGUCUAUAUUCAAUUGUUCAAAGAACCCAAAUGAUAUAUACCCAUUAAUUGAAGGAGAACCAUAUGGAAAUGUGCAUUACAGAGGAACAGCCAUAUCAACAAAAAGACAAGUUAAAAAGCUAGUAAAAGGUACAAUAACAACAACCCUGGAAGGAUCAGCGAACUCUGGCAAGAACCUGGAGUUUGUCACAAUUUUAGAUUCUGGAUCGGAUGAUCUACGCAUUGUCGUUUCUGGUUCUGUGGAUAUGUUUUCAAAUGAGUCUCUAAGCUGCAACUCAAACAACGUUCGUCUGGUCAACAUUAUGUCAAAGUAUCUCCUUCAUCACGGACUAGAAUAUGAAACCGUAAAAAUAGAAUCUGUGGAAGAAAAGGUUCCAAGAAAAAAUAACGAGAAGAUUUAUUGCACAAACGAACUUCUUAACAUAUCUUUGAAAGUUCAAAAAAGCCAUAGAGAUCACAUCCUCCAGCUGGAGGUCGAAUAUUUUGAUAUAAUUUUGCGGAAGAAUAUGGAUUUUUUACAGGAUACAUAUACUACGACAUUCCAGCUUCCUGCACAUCACGGCAUCUUCAAUUUAUACUUGCACGAAAUAAACUCCGGAUAUUUCAAGAAGGAAAUUUAUAGGACACGCAUCGCAUCAAACGCCCCUCUCAAUAUACAUAGUAAAGUGGGAAUUUCCCUAGGUCAUCUGGCGGUCAGACACGCUUGUAUCAUAGGUUUUGUGGUAUUCUCUGUGUGGAUAAUUUAUCCGAUUUGAACGUGCCUAAAUCAUGGUGACACGCGGGCUCAGACAAUAGCAAAUAAAAAUAACAUAUCACCGCAUAAAUACGAUGGUAUGUUAUAUAAAUAUUUAAUUCUGGUAGAUAAAUGCACACACAUGGGUUACCCUGGUACCCGCGUGGCAAAAUCGGUUGCUGUACUUAAAGUGAGGCGCCAUG